AUGAGGAUCAAAAACUUCUUCCAAAGACGGAGUCAGAAUAGGGACAUCCAGCGUCUUCUGCGAGACAUUGAGAGCAACGGAACAGCCAUGCAGCAGAGCCAGACUGGCAUCGCAACAGUUCUCAUCCUUCUGAUGCACUUUCUGGAAAAAGAGGACUCCAUCUUUCUUUUGGCAGAUAUAAAUGCGACAAAGCUGUCAGUUGAAGCAGAGAUGACCCUUCCAGCCACGCCAAGACUGAUACUGCUUGGGAACACAUUUCUCUCAGCCAUGAAAUGGAUGGUGAGCUUUGAGGGAAGAGUUGCCUACAUCUUAGAAGAGCAUCUGGGCUUUGCAGAUGCGUUGUCAGUAUUCUUCGGAUGCUUCUAUGUUUUUAACAUAGAGUACCAGGAGCCUGCAUGUGCAACCCUUGAGCUCAUUCAACGAUUCUUUGUCAGGAUAAAUCCAGAGGAGGGAACGAAGUGCUCUGCAAAAAUCGGCACAAGUCAACUUGGAUUAGAUUCGUGGUGGGAGAAUGUCACUUGGCAGAGCACCGAUCCACCCUGA
Molecule: messenger RNA, 543 nt
Organism: Knipowitschia caucasica
Lineage: Eukaryota; Metazoa; Chordata; Actinopteri; Gobiiformes; Gobiidae
Source: the annotation of a GenBank genome assembly